AUGAGCCCCCCCAUAGACCCCGUGGAAGACCCCGACCGGAUUCACCAGUUAGUGCAAAUGGUUGAGGAGUAUCAGCAGCAAGAUCAACAGGCCCAUGAAACCAUCAUCCAGGCCGGGGAGUUAGAUGAAGCCACGCCAUGGUUGAAUCGGACGGGGUGGGUUCGGUAUUUACAAGGGACCCCCCGGCAGCCAUUAUUCGAGAGUACCCAGCGCCCCGAGGAGGAUGCCGAGGGACCAGAGCGUAUCGCAUUGGUCAUUUGGGAGGCCAUGGAGCGAUUGGCAUCGGUGAGCCAGGAGAUCGCCAAGGCGUGCGGGCAUUUAGUACGCAUUGAUGUGGUCCGUACGAUGAAGGACGAGAGUCCACAUAAGCCAUUAUUGGCAUAUUUAGAUGCCACCGCCAUUCAAAAGCAUGUGGCACCGUGGCAGCAGAUUAUGAUGUUUUUUGCACGAACCCAGAUUGAACAUGAUUGGGAAUCACCCAAGUAUUCAUUUACCCCCCGACAGCAGCAGUUAUGGGAUGCCGUGUGGCGCCAUGCCCAGGCCCAGGCCAGUUGUCCCGACCCCGAGGAUGAUGAGCCCGAGCCAUUCGAGAUUCGUCCCAUCGAGCAUGCAUUAUUAACGUUUUGCAUCGAUUUAUUACGCCAGAAGAUCCGCAACGAUGAAUAUGGAUGUGCCAUGAUUUGUGCCACCGCCGUGAUUGGAUGCGGGCAGUUUGGUUGGGCCACGCCCGAGAAUUUCCCCCCCCGGAUAUCCAGUUUGAUCAAGAUCGCGCGGUUUUUUAUUUUGCACAAAGCAUUGCGGUUAGACCCCCGGUCAUCGGAGAUCCGUCGUGGGUUCGCCGGGCAGCAGAACCCGCCAUGGUUUGAAGGUGAUAUGAUCGGCAUCGAUGAGGCAUAUGCCCACGAUGAUGAAGGAUAUGGCAGUGCCCCCCCAUCCCCGGUGGCCAUGCGUAGUUCCCCCCCCACCAGCGAUGACAUAUUAGGAGCAUUGACACAGGAGCAGCGCCAGCAUCCCGACCGAACGUUCCCCGAAUGGGUCACAUAUUUGGUGGAUUUAUUCAUGGUUCGUGGGACCAAUGGCCCCGUCCAGUGGUGGUUAGAUUUACGUACGUACGGACGGACGAUAUUUAUGAAUACCCCCAGCGAGGGUCAUAUCGGGUGGAAGUCCGGAGAUGAAUUGUUGUACAAACAGAUCCAUUUUACCAUGGGCCAUUUCCGCGGAUUUGUGCAUGGGUUGGUUGGCCGGUUACGGCAGCAGUUGGUCCACGAGUUGAUGUUUUGCACCGAUCACCCGCCCCCAGCCAUCCCGUGGGAUCAUUUGUACGAUGAUGCCACGCAGAGUGCCACCGGAUGGAGUUUUUUACAGGAUUUACGUACAUCGUGGCCGGUCCAGGGUCCGACGUGGUUCAUGGAGCGUAUCCGCCACGAGCCCCGAUUACAGCGUCAGUUUGUACAGUCCCACGGGGCCGGGUUCCGGAUGCCCGCCAUCGAUCGGUUUUUUCGAGUGGUGAGCCAGUUCCGUGAGCGGUUAAGCGUGGCCGUCCAUGUUUGUGCCGGUCAACCCAGCCGGGGUCCCGAGUUAAUGAGCAUCCGGCAUCGUAACAGUGAGCGAGAGCGCCGCAAUAUAUUCAUUGAGGAUGGCAUGGUCACAUUUGUCAGUCGAUACCAUAAGGGGUUCCAUGUGGCCAAUGAUACCAAGGUGAUUUUCCGAUAUUUACCCCGGGAGAUUGGUGAGUUGGUCAUAUGGUAUUUAUGGUUAGUAUUGCCAUUUGUGGAGCAGAUGCAGUCAUAUCAGCGGCAUAUACGGGGCGAAGCCGCCACCAUCGGUCGACGGGCCGAGUAUGUAUGGUCCCCGGAUCCCGAUCGGCAGACCGAGUGGAGUAGCGUCCGGUUACGGGAGGUAUUGAAGCGCGAGACCGCGAUUGGAUUGGAUGGGCAGAAGUUGGGAUUACAGGCAUACCGUGACAUCGCCAUCGCCAUCAGCCGGCGGUAUUUACGCCCCAGCAGUCAGUUCCAGGCCAACACCGAGGAGGAGGCCCCCGACAUUGACGACGAGACAUCCAUGGAUGAUGAUGGGAUCCGAGCAUUCAUUGCGGAUAUCCAGGCCGCGCAUUCCGCCAGCAUUGCCGGGACGCAAUAUGGCCGGAUGAUGAUGGAGAAUCCCAACACCACGGCCCGGCACCGCGAGUUAUUCCGCCAGGUGAGCCAGGAUUGGCAUUAUUUUUUAGGAUUCGAGUCCACCCGUAUCGAACAUGACCGCCGGGCCCCCGGCACCAAGCGUAAGCCCAACCCAUGGGAAGUCGAAACGGCCGAGGCCCGUACGCAGCGUCGAUAUGAUUUACACCAGACCAACAUAGACGAGGCAUUCCAGCACAUGAUGGGGAGCAACACCGUAGCAUUGCGGGGGCAACAGGGUCCCGUAUUACAAGCCAUCAAGCAUGGGGUAAGCCCCAUUGUGGCGGUCAUGCCCACCGGGGGAGGUAAGAGUGUGUUGUUUAUGUUGCCCGCGUGGGUGAGUGGCCGUGCCGGGUUAACCAUCGUGGUUGUUCCAUUGAUUGCAUUACGCGGUGACAUGGAAGCACGAUGCCAGCGAUUGGGGAUUUCAUGUGCGGUAUGGGACCCCCGACGGCCACCCGAUGGGGUAUCCAUCGUAUUGAUCACGCCCGAGAGCACCGACAGCGAUGCAUUUGCCGAUUUUGUGACCCGGCAGCGGAUGUUACAGCGAUUAGAUCGGAUUGUGGUGGACGAGUGCCAUAUGGUAUUAAGUCAACAGGAGCGAUUCCGGCCAUUAUUCCAGCAGUUGGGCAAGUUACGAACCGCAGCCACCCAGAUCGUGAUGUUGACCGCGACAUUGCCCCCCCCGCAGCGAGGAAUUAUUAUUCCAUCGGAUGCAUUGGGUCCGGGAUCAAGUGGUAUUAUAUCGGGGCCACACCAGCCGGCCCAAUAUCGCAUAUCGUGUCCAUACGAUCCCCGUAGACGAUGGAUAUGA
Penicillium manginii is the source of this 2988-nucleotide messenger RNA. RefSeq lists its product as uncharacterized. Bases 1 to 2988 code for a protein of 995 amino acids. Gene Ontology annotation, cellular component: chromosome; cytoplasm. Gene Ontology annotation, molecular function: 3'-5' DNA helicase activity; four-way junction helicase activity; nucleic acid binding. The record is from RefSeq and is a predicted model, not a curated record. Gene Ontology annotation, biological process: double-strand break repair via homologous recombination. Lineage: Eukaryota; Fungi; Ascomycota; Eurotiomycetes; Eurotiales; Aspergillaceae. The transcript is spliced from 2 exons.